GGUAGCGUCGAUCCCGGCAGGGCACGUGCUAAGAAAGGUGAGGCGGAGCGCCUCCCCUCUUCCAACGCCCCGCCUCCAGGUUUCCGCUGCGCAAAGUGUCCAGGGCGGACAGUAUUCUUCAGUGAUGGAAUGAGUGCCUGUGCUGCUCGUGUAAUGCUGCUGCUUCUGCUGGGCUCCGGCCCAUCCUGGGCCUGCGGACCCGGCAGAGGCGGCCAGCGAAUCAGGACGGGGCGAAAACUCAGCCCGCUCGUCUUCAACCAGCAGGUUCCCAAUGCUGCGGAAAACACCCUUGGUGCUAGUGGACUUGCAGAAGGAAGGAUAGUUCGCAACGACAGUCGUUUCAGCGAACUAGUGCCCAAUUACAAUCCCGAUAUCGUAUUUCGUGACGAAGAAGGAACUGGAGCCGACCGACUUAUGACAACUCGUCUGAACGAGAAAGUAAAUACUUUGGCCAUUUCGGUCAUGAACCAGUGGCCGGGCGUGAAGCUAAGGGUGACCGAAGGAUGGGAAGAAGAUGGCUUCAACAGCAGAGACACCCUUCACUACGAAGGUCGCGCCGUAGACAUAACUACAUCGGACAGAGAGCGUUCGAGACUAGGCAUGCUCGCCAGAUUGGCAGUCGAAGCUGGAUUUGAUUGGGUCAAUUACGAGAGCAAAUCCCACAUCCACUGCUCAGUCAAGUCAGAAAAAUCCCACACCAAGGGUGGCGGCUGCUUCACUGCCAAUACUGCGGUGCAAACCUCUGAUGGUCGUCAAGUGCCGUUGUCAGAGCUUCAAGUGGGACAGAAAAUCCUCACUGUUGACGCGCAGACGGGACAAACCCAGUAUUCGGAGGUGCUGCUGUGGCUGGACAGGAACCCCGAGGAGAUGCGAUAUUUUGUUGAUAUCACCACAAAAGGGGGCAGGCGGCUGGCCGUCACUCCCACUCAUCUUCUACUUGUGCGCCGACCCCACGAAACCCUUGCUGUUUAUGCAGGGAACGUUCAACAGGGCGACGAGCUGCUGGGGCUGGACUCCAGCGGCGACGGCACCCUGGAGUCGGACGUGGUGGAGUUCGUGGGGUCGAAGAAGCAGCGGGGUGUCUACGCGCCCCUCACCGCAACGGGCACCCUGGUAGUGAACGGAGUGGGAGCCUCGUGCUACGCCGUCAUCAACAGCCAGUCCGUGGCGCACAUGGCUUUCGCGCCCUAUCGCCUUAUCAACAAUGCCGGGCACGCGAUCCGUGCACUGUUUUCGUCCAUCACAGGCAGCGUCGCAAGAACGGCGCCAGCGCCGCAAGUGGGAGUCCACUGGUACGCCAGUACACUUUACUGGGUCGCGCAAAGGGUAUUGCCACAGGGUAUGCUCUUUUAAAUACCGUCUUUGCUUUUUAGUUUCUUAGCGAACCGAUGAAUUAGAAAUGAAUUUUGGAAACAUUUGAUUGUCUUCCGUCUCAGAAGAAUUUGAAGAAACAAAGUUUCACGGGCAAUAAUCAAAUGUGUUUCUUAGUUUCAAGAAAGGUUUUUUUAUACGGCUACGCAGAAUAGUUUUAUUGGUGUCCAACUCCAUCAAGUUGCACAACAUUUUUAUACCUUUCCUUCGCAUUUUUUUUUUAGAUAAGAGGAAAUACAAAAAUCAAAUCCAGCGAUAGUUUUUAAAAAUUUUUGAAAGUCCCGCAUUUGCUGCAAAUAAAGAUUAUUUUUUCACUUAAUUUUUAUCUCAUUUUUUUAUUCUUCCCAAGAAUACACAGGCUUUCAAUUAGCCCAGUCCAAAUGAAGUGUAGUAGUGCCCCUUGCUUUUGAGUCUCGACUCGAUCUUGGUAUCUUAUCGCACUUUUACAAAUUGAUUGGUUCGCUAACAAAGUAAGUGAAUACGGCCUUUAGGAGACUAGUCAGCGGCGGUGCCACCUCCGACUGUACCCCAGCGGCGCCUAUGCAAAUCCUCCUGUAAUAUAAAUCCCUGCCUUAAUUUAUAAAUUUAUAUAUUUUGUAAAUACGUCUAAAUUAUGAGUAAACCUGAAAGUAGUGUAUGUAAUGAUUUUUCAAAUAUAGAUGUAACCGUUUUCUGUACUUUUGAGUCUUACUGAACACACCUAAGUGCUUCUGAAAUGCAUUUUUUUUUUAAAUUUUGAAUAACUUCCAUAAAUUGUCCAUGCAGCGUCAGUUGAUUAUCUGUCAAAGCCAUUGGUUCAAAAUCAAUCAAUUGCCUAAUACAUCCGAUGAAAAGUGAUAAUAUUGAAUUUUCGUCUUUUCACAUAAAAUAAAACAUAAAUCACUGAAAUAAAAAAUGAAA
Molecule: messenger RNA, 2271 nt
Organism: Cloeon dipterum
Lineage: Eukaryota; Metazoa; Arthropoda; Insecta; Ephemeroptera; Baetidae
Gene: hh
Product: sonic hedgehog signaling molecule
Exons: 4
Coding region: 130-1353 (407 amino acids)
Biological process (GO): smoothened signaling pathway; cell fate specification; multicellular organism development
Molecular function (GO): calcium ion binding; patched binding
Source: RefSeq, a predicted model, not a curated record